GUGGACCACAUCGGCAUGUUUUACACGUUUAAGAACGGAGAUACAUGGUUGACUUUGAACGACAAACGUCUUUUCCUUACCCCCGAUCUGGACGAGCCCGACACUCAGCGAGGUCCUGAGGAUACCGAGGACUGGCCUAUAAUGAGCCCCGAAGAACUGAAGGAGGUUCUUGCGAAGCAUCCCUCUUACGAGGAGCUUGAUGCUAUCUGGCAAGAGGCCCAGGCGGGACGCCGUGCCAUGAACACCCUUAUGGCACUUACUUGAGAAUUCACUAGCUCAUCUCACACUCAAGGCUGGA
This is a messenger RNA of Ilyonectria robusta, 298 nucleotides long. RefSeq lists its product as uncharacterized. The record is from RefSeq and is a predicted model, not a curated record. Bases 16 to 264 code for a protein of 82 amino acids. The transcript has a single exon. NCBI's taxonomy places the organism in Eukaryota, Fungi, Ascomycota, Sordariomycetes, Hypocreales, Nectriaceae.